Nelumbo nucifera (sacred lotus) is the source of this 2790-nucleotide messenger RNA. Its product is annotated as rab GTPase-activating protein 22. Gene Ontology annotation, biological process: activation of GTPase activity. NCBI's taxonomy places the organism in Eukaryota, Viridiplantae, Streptophyta, Magnoliopsida, Proteales, Nelumbonaceae. Gene Ontology annotation, molecular function: GTPase activator activity. The record is from RefSeq and is a predicted model, not a curated record.
GAGAGAGAGAAAGAAGGGAGGCAAGGGGAAGGGAGGGAGGGAAGAGGGAAAGAAAAAGUAAAAGCAGUUGAUUUCAGUUGGUGAUGGUGGAGUACCAAUUGCGAUUGCGGUUGCGAUUGGGCGUGGUGAAGAGUGUAAUUGCAGUAGAGCUAUCGAUGUGCUGGUGGAAUUCCGGUGGUAGUAAUGAUCGGACCUUGUGGGAGGUGGUAGCAACGGAGGCAUCAUCAGUAGUGGUGACGGAGCCUUUUGGGGUGUUGAAGCGCCUUCGGAUGUCGGAAUAGCGGAUCGCAGUGACGGCCAUGGCUGGCCUCGCCUUGGCCGCCACCCUCAUCUACUCCCGUAGGUAAAAAGUCUUCAUUAUAAUCACCGCCACUACCACCAAAAGCACAACAAAAACCCUAGAAACUAUAGACUCACAAGAAAAGUAGUAGUAGCAGUAGAGGUAGGAGAAGAAGAAGAAAAAAAAGAAAAUUAAAAGUUACCCUAAAUGAGAGCCCUCCGUCGCACUCACACUUCAUCUUCGUCGUCAUCCAACUCCAACUCCUCUUCCUCACCGUCGUCGUCGUCGUCAUCGUGGAUUCAUUUGCGAUCGGUUCUUUUCGUCGUUGCAUCAUCCUCACCACUUCCCUCUGAUCGGGGUAGCCUUAAAUCUCCAUGGUCUCGUAGGAGAAGAAAACGUGUUCUUUCACCUCAUCAAUGGAAGAGAUUAUAUACACCAGAUGGAAAACUCCGUGAUGGUGGACUAAAAUUUUUGAAAAAAAUUCGCAGUGGAGGUGUUGAUCCGAGCAUCAGGGCAGAGGUUUGGCCAUUUCUCCUUGGAAUCUAUGAAUUGAGCAGUUCCAAAGAAGAAAGAGAUACUAUCAGAAGUCAGAAGAGAAAUCAGUAUGAGAACCUCCGGAGAGAGUGCCGGCGAAUCCUAAAAGGUAGAAUUGAGACCUCUAAGUUGAGGGAAUGUGGGGGAACCAGUAGCAAUGGGGCGAGUGGUAAUGGGGAAAACGAGGGUUUUGUCCAAGGCCUGGAUUCUCCUGGUUCAGAAGAUGUGGUAAGUGCUAGGGAUUCCCUUUCAACUGAGGAAGGUUCACCAGAGGAGGAGGAUUCAGAUCAACCUGUUAAUGAUGGAGUCCAUCGAGCCUCCAACUCAUUCGCAGAAGAUGAUGAUAACAGUGGAGUUAUACAAGCAGAUGCGUCAGCAGGCAAUUCGGAAUCGUCUGACUCAGACUCCUCUCUUGAAGAAUCUGAAGGCUUUCAAAAUUUCUCUAUCAUGGAAGGGAGUGAGGAAAAUGAUCCUGACAAGCCAGCCAAAGAAGAUUCCUCUCCCUCUAAGACAGAAGGGUGGUCCAAGGCCCACACAGAUGAAGAUUUUGCUACAUGGCAGAGGAUCAUACGCCUUGAUGCAGUUAGAGCAAAUGCAGAAUGGAUGGUCUACUCCCCAGCUCAAGCUGCAGUCUCCGAGGAGAGAGCAGUGCAUUCGGCCAAGGCUGUUGGGUUGAAGGAUUAUGACCACUUGGAGCCCUGCAGGAUUUUCCAUGCAGCUCGACUGGUUGCCAUCCUUGAGGCUUAUGCACUCUAUGACAGUGAGAUUGGUUAUUGCCAAGGAAUGAGUGACCUGCUCUCUCCAAUAAUUGCAGUGAUAGAAGAAGAUUACAUGGCCUUUUGGUGCUUUGUGGGUUUCAUGAAGAAAGCUCGACACAAUUUCAGGCUGGAUGAGGUGGGGAUAAGAAGGCAGCUUAACAUUGUGUCCAAAAUCAUCAAAUGCAAGGAUUCCCAUCUCUACAGGCAUCUGGAGAAGCUCCAAGCUGAGGACUGCUUCUUUGUAUACAGGAUGGUAGUGGUCCUCUUUAGGAGAGAGCUGACUUUUGAGCAAACUGUAUGCCUUUGGGAGGUGAUGUGGGCAGAUCAGGCGGCAAUAAGGGCUGGCAUAGGCAAAUCUGCAUGGGGUAGGAUAAGGCAGCGAGCCCCACCAACAGAUGACUUGUUGCUAUAUGCAAUCGCAGCCAGUGUGUUGCAGAGGAGGAAGUUGAUCAUAGAGAAGUACAGCAGCAUGGAUGAGAUAAUUAGAGAGUGCAAUAGCAUGGCUGGUCAGCUGGACGUGUGGAAGCUUCUAGACGAUGCCCAUGAUCUAGUGGUUACMCUUCAUGACAAGAUAUAAAAGCAUUGCAUGGUGAUGGUGCACCUUUGUUCGCUAGUUUUUCCUUUUUUUAAUUUAAUUAAUGUGGGUACCUCCCCCUUGAGUUUUGGGGGUGGUAUUCAGGUCCAGGUCCCUUCACAAAGAAGGCAUUCGAAAAGGUAAUUUCUACGAUUAAUUUAUGUGUGAUUCACAUUUCACACUAUAUUGUUCAAUCUAACUUUACUACAUUCACUGAACACCAGCCAACACGUUCUCUUUCCUCCGCCGGACUGCGUGAGGGAAGAAAAAGAAGUCCACACCCUGGGUUGUGACUUGUGAAGGAAUAUUGAAUAUUCAGGUCCACUGAUGUUGCUUGUGUUGGAUUGUUCCAUACGGUGGUGCGAUCCACAUCUCAACAGAUUCCAGAUCUUGGCAGAUAUACACGGAAAACCAAAACUCAAAAGAAAAAUUAACUUGAAGGUGGUGGUAGUCUUUCAUCCACAUUUAUACUUCUGUAUUUAUUAUUUCUCCCCGUAUAACUAUUAGCUUGAUGAUUUCCAAGUCCUAGGAUAUGAUUUAACAUCUGUACCUUCUUGUAACGGGAAUCAAUUUGGGCAAUUAAGUCUGAACAAUUGACUUGUACUCCUGAAAAUGAAUGGCUCAAUUUCAAUUUCUACCAUCAA